Molecule: messenger RNA, 942 nt
Organism: Gekko japonicus
Lineage: Eukaryota; Metazoa; Chordata; Lepidosauria; Squamata; Gekkonidae
Product: olfactory receptor 6P1-like
Exons: 1
Coding region: 1-942 (313 amino acids)
Biological process (GO): G protein-coupled receptor signaling pathway
Cellular component (GO): membrane
Molecular function (GO): G protein-coupled receptor activity; olfactory receptor activity
Source: RefSeq, a predicted model, not a curated record
AUGAAAAACACAACCUCACACUUAGAAUUCAUCAUUAUGGGUUUUCCUGAGCUCCCACGGCAUCAGCUGUUAUUGUUUGCAUUGUUCUUCACCAUCUACCUUUUAACUCUUCUGGAAAAUGUCCUCCUGAUUGUGACAAUUUGGUUGAACAGUCACCUUCGCACUCCAAUGUAUUUCUUCCUAGGAAAUCUCUCACUUUUAGAAAUCUUUUAUGUCUCAGUAACUAUGCCCAAGUUGUUCUCCAAUCUGUUAUUGGGUGAGAAGACCAUCACUUUGGGGGGCUGCCUUGCUCAGCUAUAUUUUUUCCUAUCCUUGGCUUCUUCUGAAUGUUUCCUCUUGGCAACAAUGGCUUAUGACCGGUAUUUGGCCAUUUGCUGUCCAUUGCAUUACGCAUCACUAAUGAACUAUACAGCCUUCAUGACUUUGAGUCUAGCUUCCUGGCUAGGUGGCUUCCUGGCUUCCUUUCCAUCUGUGGUGAUGAUCUCCAAUUUGCAGUUUUGCAAUAAAAAUGCCAUCAGACACUUCUUCUGUGACCUCUCUCCUUUGUUGAGGCUGUCAUGCACAGACACUUCACCAAUUGAGUUGCUGGAUUUUGUGGUGGCACUAGCAGUCCUGAUGACCUCACUGCUUGUGACGGGAACAUCUUACAUAUGCAUUUUUUGUGCAGUUGCAAAAAUCCCUUCUGCCAAAGGGAAACAUAAAGCCUUUUCUACCUGUGUCUCACACUUGACAGUAGUUUCUAUGUUCUAUGCCACCACCAUAUUCAUGUAUGCUCGACCAAAGGCCAUUGGAACCUUUGACCUCAACAAGAUGGUGUCCAUCCUCUACACAGUCAUAGCUCCAUUUCUUAACCCAAUGAUCUACAGCCUUCGGAACAAGGAAGUAAGAGAGACCUUAACCGGAGCCAUACAUAGAAAAGCUGUUUCUUUAGGGUGGGUUUAA